Molecule: messenger RNA, 4500 nt
Organism: Hypomesus transpacificus
Lineage: Eukaryota; Metazoa; Chordata; Actinopteri; Osmeriformes; Osmeridae
Exons: 9
Coding region: 371-1513 (380 amino acids)
Source: RefSeq, a predicted model, not a curated record
AUGCCACGUACCUCCGCUCCACGGUCUCAGCCACCACGUUCACUUCCUGUCUCUCUGUCAACGCAAUAACAAUGGCUGCAUUUUUCACCCGCUCACUCCUGGAUCUCCCAACAGUAUCCCUGACAGAUGUGAGCAGAAUUAUCCAGGCUAAUUCAGCCACAGCCACCGCAAGAAAGGACAAAGGAUUUAAACUCUACGUUUCUAAUUAUGUCCAUAAUUAUGAAGAGUGACAAUCCUGAUUACCAUCCUUGGACCAAAAGAAGUGGAACUAGGUCAAAAUGGAUUGUGAUUAAGGAAAUGGAUGACACCGAAAUGCCAAUCAUUGUGAGCCGAUCAAGGAGAGGCAGAUAUCUGGGGUUCAGCAACAGACAUGCCGAAACCAAAUUCUCCCAGUCAGUUUGAUGAUCCUGAUCACCGUUGUGGGGACAGUGGAAAAAGAUCCAAACGGAUACUGGUUAGAGAAAUGGAUGACGCAGAAAUGGAAGUUGAGCAUGAUGGGACCACUAUCCAGCCCAAUGAAAAGGAUUGGAAAAAUGGGGACCAUCUUUCUCUCCAUUCAUUUGAUGAUGAAGAUUUUCUGAAUCCUGUUAUGGAUUGUGCAGUCCAGGUCAUUCCCCCUGGCUCUUUGAGACCAGACCAGGAGACCAGACCCCUGUGGCAGAGAUUCAACAGGCAGGCCAUCAAGGCAUCCCUGGAACUUCUGCAACUUGACAUUGAAGUCACCCAGGAUGUCAUGAACACCGACGCCUACCUGAAAGAGGUGCCUGUUGUGAAGAGCCAGAGGCAAGGCCAGGUGGGUGCAGCCCUGAGACGGUGUGCGAACGAGUUCAGGGGGAGAAGGCUCCAAAAGAUCCAGAAAGACAUGUUGGAACGGAUCUUGACAGAGUUUGAAGGACUUUAUGAAGUAAUGGACUCGGACCACGCUGAUCACAGUGAUGUAGACCUGCAUGAGAAAUGGCAGAGAGAGAUCCAGAAGCUGCACAUGGCGUGCAGGGCGUAUAGGGCCCUCACUGAGAGGAUCGACCAAGUGUGUAGUUCAACGCCAAAGAUCAACCCCUCUGAAGAAGAGAAGUGCACCAUCCAACGCUUUGAUCUAUCUGAGACAGAGAUCACUCCUGUUGAGGAUGCCAUGGAAUCACCCCCGCUGACUCCUCCUACUCCCGAGGCCAUCCUCUUCAAUCAGCAGGUUCCCCGGGCUUUGACUCCUCUUAACUGUGUCACCGUUGGGGUUGUGAGUCCUAGCAGGCCUGAGGCUCCGCCUGCUGUGGGGUAUUUACCACACUCUCGUCUGGGACCAAUCACUAACUUGACCGCUGAUGCAACAAAGCUGCUCCAAGGAGGAUUGGAAGAGCUCCAGCAGAAGAGACGACUGGCAAAGGGGAAAAGAAGGCCAAAGCGAUGUCGUACGUCCAACCACAAAAGCAAAAGGAUGACUCCAAAAACGACGAGAAGGAGAAGAAAAAGAAGAAUGUGGGAAAGAGAUGAAGAAGAAUUACUGAAAACGAGGGCAUGAACAGUUAGGGGCAACAAGCGCCUUCUGGCUCUACAAAACUGCCACCUAUAAUCCAACACCCGGAUGACGUGACCUGUCCUCACUGUGGCUGACUGUUCGCUCCGGGGCCAGCAGAGCAACAUGUCCCCAAAUGUCAGAACAUUAGGAGUCGGCCUCCACCUGGCGCCGAUGAGACUGCGUUCAUUGUAUCUGGGGACAAUACUAACUUUGCUUCAUUCAACAUGACUUUUGUUACAGAUUUUUUGGUGUACUUUCAGUCACGUGACGUUUUUGUUGCGGCCGCCACUUUAGGGACCAAUUUGAAGCCUCUCCCUGGGUCUCCUCAGUGAGAAUGAAUGAUGCCGCACACUAAAUAGCACACCUUACCACCGACGAAAAGCAACAAUAUAUUUUGCAAGAUAAAUACUUGAGGUUUUGAUCCUUAUGUACUGACAAGUGAACUGCUUACUCUACUAAAGUAUAGUAAAAACCAGCCAAAUUUGACGUUUGCUGACAUCUAUAUUUACCUCGUCCACCAUCCCUCUCCAUACACUGGGGAAACCCUUAAGGCAUUUAAAAGCACCGAAGCCUACCGCUACUUCUCAUCAGAUUGGGUUAAUGAUCCCAAAAUGUAUCAUUCUGGAGAUGAAGUCUAUGUUCUUGAUCAUAGGAAGGGUCAGUGGCAGUCUGUUAAUCAAGCAAUAUUAUGAUACACAAAAAGCGUUUAUAUCACUGAACUGAAUUGCCAUCUGAUUCUGUUGUAAUAUCAGUCACAUCAGGACAUCAAAUGAAAAGUAGUUUAACAUACUAACGCCACUCCAACAAGUAGCAACAUAACAUAAUUCAACCAUAGAACUAUAGCCGACGGUUUUCUAUAUAUAUGCUAAACUUAGGUUCGGACACAGGCUUCCAAGACGGCACUGCACGUCUCACUUUAUUUAACUCACUCCGCCAGACCGUCAGAACAGUGACUCCCCUUGUCUCAACGAAAGCUCAUAAUAAAAUACCUUACAUAACUAACAUUACUAAUGUAAAUUGAUAUCAACGUUGUUCUGGACAGCUAGCAUUUAAUAUAGCUAAUGCUAGCAUCUUGUGCUAGCUGUCCAGAAUAACGUUAUACAUGCUCACAUUUUAAAUUAUGUUCUGUAGGAGUCCAGUGAUCCCUCUUGAUAGCAGCAUCCAUUUCUAAUGGUGCUCAGGGUUUUUUGGGGACAUUGUAAAAAGUAAUUUAUGUAUUUAAGAUGGCAUCUUGCAAUUCGGUCCCAAAGAUGGCGCCACAAUCACUGUGUGAGGUCACAUGAAACCCAUGAAUUGAUGGAUUCAAGAUUUGCCCAGUGGGCUACUGUGACUCCUUGUUUAGAUAAUAAUUAACUUGAUUGUAAAUACAUUUACGACCACAUGGAUAUACCACAUAGAUAUACAGCUAUGUGACCUUAAACAAUCGCCGAUGCCCUUCUGAAGUAUACUGAAAACAUUUGAAUGCAUAGAGGACUGAAAAGAAAUGGCUGCAUAGUGAUAACAUUUUAACAACACAUUUAAAUUAACCUUAAGCAGUUUCACAGAAGAAAUCAGACAGAAAUUGUGGUUUAGUGUAUUAUUAUUUACACAAAGCAUGAAGUAAAGGUGCAUCUAUGGAUGGUAGCAAAUUGUACUAGUGACUUAAUCGCUAGAUUUAGCAAUUUAUUUUCCAAAAUGCACCUAGCGACAAAUCUAGCAACGUAUGGACAAACCUUAGCUACUUUUCAUAGAAGAAAGUCGCUGGUCCGUGUGGCCUUGUUUUCCUGCUCCCUAAAUGUGAGACCAUUUGGUCGCAGUCUAGAGCCCUGUAUGGCCCAAGGGUCAACAACUUCACUUCCCCCCACUCUACAAAAAUGAAGCCAAAAUAUCCCAGAUAUGGGUGCUGCCAUCUUCCACUUCUCCUUCACAUUGUUUUCUGAAUCUUCCUCUUGCUUUUUCUCACUGACUUCCUCCACAGUCAGUGGUUUGAUGUAUGACUGGGUCGAUGUAUGACUGUCAUCUGGAUGUCCAGGUUUUCUAUAUUCCUCCUCCCGUCCCUGUCCUUCCUCUCCAACUGUUUAUCACUCGACACCUGCCACUGCAGGCACAGGGUGUGAAGUGUCUUUAUUGAGAGACGCCUGGGACAGAGACUUCUCAGCCCUCCCCUGGAUCUUCUCGUCCUUUUAAGAGGUUAUGCUCGUUGUCUCAUCAGGUCUGUCGGCUGGCUGUGUGACUCCACCUGUGCCUCCCUCCAUGGCAACUAUGCUGGUCCGGGUUACAGCCAGAGCUUAUUCAGCUUGGGAGUGUGCCUGGAGAGACAGUCUGGACUUGUCUUCCUCUUUGGACAAUCUCUCCAGAAGAAAUAGGUGGUUGUCUUCACCGUAACUUCCAAAAGCCCUAGAGAAGCAAAGGCAGAAUCCUGUAACAUCAGUUACGGUUCUCAACAUUACUCAAGAAUAUUCAAAUUGAGUUACGGUUUCACUUUACCUACUAGGUAUCCUAGCUACAAACAAAAAAUCUCAUAGCGACAAGCAACGAAAUUGGCGACUUUCUGCUACUUUGACAACCUCCGUUGACGUUGUUAAGCAGCAGUAAAACUAUCAAAUUGAUGGCCUGCCUUUUCUUGUGACAUGUUUUUAGAAAAUCCACUGCAAACAAAGUUAAAUCCACAGUAGUGAUGUGUCGUUCGUGAACGAUUUGUUCAUUUUGAACGAAUCCUUACAAGGACUCGGAGUAACGAGUCCUCUCAAAGAGUAAUUCCUUUAUUUUCUCGCUCGUCCAAGUAAACAGAAAUGAUUCGUUCAUUUACAGACUCGUUCUGCGGGUACGAGCCUUUGGAUCAUUUCUCACGUGACCUGCAUAGGCUCUGUACUGGUAGCUAGAGGAAACUUAACAAUUCGUUCAUUUCCCGACUCGGUCUUUCAACGAGUGUUUGGAUAAUAUUUCACGUGACCUGCAUUCACGGUUGCCAGGUCUGUGUGACAAAACCAGCCCAAUGGCCAAUCAAAACC